GCCGAAAAUUUUGGCUCGGCUUGUUUCUCUGAUUUGAAGCGGGAAAUUUAAUUUGCAUUUUGACAUUUUAUAAAAGAAAGAAAACAAUGUAAAUUAAUAUAAAUUUACUUUUGAAGAAAAGAUAUUCGUUGCACAAAAUUUAAUUCACAAAUAAAUAAAAAUGAUGAGCAAAACGCAGAGUAAUAAUGAAAAUGGAAUACAAAAUAUGAGACAACUAACUAAUAAAAAUGGCGACUCAUGCAGGAAGCAUCAGAUAAAGAAGCAAGUUUUCGGUGAAAUUAAAAAUGUUAUUCAUAAUCAGGGUAAUGCUACGCCUUUAAAGCAAGAUGCUCUAAUAAAUAAGUGCUCGUCCUCCAAGUAUUUGGCCAAUAACAAUGUUCAAAGUAAACGGUACAUCAAAAAUGAAUCUAAAAGCACAACUAACUAUAAAUAUCAAAAGGCAAACUUUUUAUGGAACAACGUACUUGACGAAAAUUUUCUUGAUUAUUUUGAUUUUAGAGGACAAUGCUGUUCAAAACCUUAUAAAAGUGAUCAACAAAUUUGGUCUGAAAUGAAUUUAUAUGACGAUUCCUUUUUGAAUAAACUAAUUGAUAACGAUCAACGGCUGCCCCAAGAAGAAGAUCUUAUUUCUGAAGUUUCUAAUAAUAGCGUAAAAGACAGUGAUCAAGAGUUUCAUGAUGAAUUAAAUAAUGAAUUUAAUCAGAACUAUUGGCCCGAUAAAAAUGAUUUUAAAGGACAAUGUGAUAUUCAUUUAUAUUUAGAAAAACCACUUCUAGUUGGUGAUUUUACAUUUUAAAUUAGUAAUUAAUAGUUUGCAUUUUAUAUUAUUAUUAAAA
This is a messenger RNA of Lucilia sericata (common green bottle fly), 836 nucleotides long. RefSeq lists its product as uncharacterized. The record is from RefSeq and is a predicted model, not a curated record. The transcript is spliced from 3 exons. The coding region runs from base 161 to 796 and encodes 211 amino acids. Lineage: Eukaryota; Metazoa; Arthropoda; Insecta; Diptera; Calliphoridae.